Penicillium lagena is the source of this 888-nucleotide messenger RNA. RefSeq names its product S-adenosyl-L-methionine-dependent methyltransferase. Lineage: Eukaryota; Fungi; Ascomycota; Eurotiomycetes; Eurotiales; Aspergillaceae. The coding region runs from base 1 to 888 and encodes 295 amino acids. Gene Ontology annotation, molecular function: O-methyltransferase activity. The record is from RefSeq and is a predicted model, not a curated record. The transcript is spliced from 3 exons.
AUGAGAGUCCUUGCCGCGAACCGAAUUUUCACCGAGCUAGCCGGGCCGGAGACCAAGUUUGCCCCAACAUCACUCUCAAAUAUCUUUAGUGUCCCAGCGCUCUGCAACGGUAUUAAACACUGUUUUGAUCUGGGCUACCGCGGUGGGGCUAGGUUUCCGUCUUAUGCCCGAGAGACGAAGUACCGUGCGUUGGAGGACGAGCUCGACAGUCCGUUCCAAUACGCCUUUCAGACAAAGUUGCAUUGCUUCGAUUGGUGGAAGGAUCAUCCUCGCGAAGCUUCCCAGUUCCAUAGUAUGAUGACUGACUAUAGGGCUAAUCGGCCACCAUGGAUCUCGUUGUUUCCUAUUGAAGAGUCUAUCUGUACUGAUGUCAUUGGUAAACAGGAGGUUUUGUUGGUCGAUAUCGGUGGCGGAUUUGGACACGAUCUCAUGCUAUUUCGGAAUCGAUGCCCAGAUAUCAAAGGUCGAUUGAUUCUCCAAGAUCAACCAGAUGUGAUCGAUGCAAUCCCAAAAGACAGCCUCCAUCCAACAAUCGAAGUAACAAAACAUGAUUUCUUCCAACCCCAACCGAUCAAAGGCGCGCGAGUUUACUUCCUGAAGCAUGUGCUACACGACUGGCCCAACCCCAAGGCCCUGAUUAUUCUACGCAAUCUCGUGACUGCGAUGAACGAAUACUCUAAAUUAAUCAUCAUCGAGAACGUGCUUCCAGAAGCUGGACCUCUUCCAAUUCCUACGGCUGGCUUGGACUUCAUCUUGAUGAUCGGAUUUGCUGCAAUGGAGAGAACUAAGGAGCAAUGGGAAGAGUUGCUGACCGAAGCAGGGCUGAAGAUCACAAGACAAUGGGUGAAAGAGGAUGGAGACGGCGUUCUAGAAGUUAUGUUGGCGUGA